This is a messenger RNA of Chara braunii, 1508 nucleotides long. NCBI's taxonomy places the organism in Eukaryota, Viridiplantae, Streptophyta, Charophyceae, Charales, Characeae. The record is from the annotation of a GenBank genome assembly.
GUGAAGGUGGUCGUGAGGUCGGUGAGGAGAGCACCACUACAGCAAUCUGUCUGUCCGACUGCGGCAAUGGCGAUKCUGCUGCUGCUACUGCCGCUGCUCCUCCAGCUGGCCGCCCGAGGAGCCGCUACCACUUGUCCGCCGCCCGGAACGGUGAAGAUUGAUUCGAUCAGCUAUGCGGGCAGCGGCUGUCCUUCGGGGACUGCUGUCGGCGACAUCUCGAACGACGGGAAGGCGCUGACGGUCAUGUACAGCAGAUACUACGCCACGACGGACAAAUUGCUGGCGGACCGGAAACGGAGCUGCGUGGUGACGGUCAAGCUGAGGUAUCCGAAAGGGUUUAUCGUGUCGGUGGGGACGGUCACAAUGCGCGGGUACGUGAAGCUCGAUGCGGGCGCCGUGGCGACCAUUCAGACGUGGUACUACUUCUCCGGGUUUCCAGGGACGGCUCGCUUCGUGCGCAAGUUCACAGGAGUGGUCGAGAAGAACUUCGAAGUCACGGACGAGUUCCUCACCCUGGUUUACAGCAGGUGCGGCGUGACCAGGGACCUCAUUCUCGCCUCGGAAGCCCGGGUGACCCCUGGCCCCGGGUGUCCGGCCAAGGGAAACGGAAUUGUUGGAAUCGACUCUCAGGAUUUGUCCUUCCGCCAAGUCUGGAAUCUCGUCUGGGAGAAGUGCUAAGCCAUGGCGCCGGACAUGAGCUACUAGUCUGGGAGGCGGCGAACUAGGAGGGGAGGGAAGGGGCCGUUGGGGGGCGACUGGUAGUGGGAAAGGUGAGUCUAGGGUCCGAGAGACUGGUCGGCGGCAGUUGGAGAGGCCGUCCGAUUAGGAGUUAGUGGGGGCGCGUCGCGAGCUCCUGAGUGUCGCGAAGGAGUCCACUGGCGGAGCCCUCCUUUGAUGACCGCAAAGUGGGACGCGUAGCUCCGUACGAGUCGUAAGGUCAUACACGUACUUCGAUCUUGAUUCAGUUCAGGACUGGGAGUUGUGUGGGUCUUGUAGGAGCAGGCGCAUCACACAGAAGUUAUGAUACACGUGAUUUGGGGCUCUGGUAAAGCGGUUAUAUUAAAGUCUGUCUCUCUGUAGAAGCUUAACGAUGAUCGUUUCGAAAGAAAGAUCGAACAGGUGGCGCCAAUUCUCUCUCUCUCUCUCUCUCUCUCUCUCUCUCUCUCUCUCUCUCUCUCUCUCUCUCUCUCUCUCUCUCUCGAUCGCUCGCUCUGUGCAUGACCGUGUCUGUCUGUGCGUGUGUGUGUGUGUGCGUGCUACAAAGACAGACACAUACUUGCUUUGCGAGAUUUCAUUUUGAUUGGAUGUGGUCGGUUACUUUUCCAAUGGGCUGUCUAAUUGUGGAGGUAGGAGGAAUCUCGCCAGGACGAGGGAGAGGUGUUCGAGUACAAUUUUCACAGCAGGUUGCCAGACUGAAAGUGGUUAUUUGCCAUGUUCCUGCUGUCCAGAAUAGCGUUUCUGUAUCUUUUUAUGAUGUUCGUAUUCCACAACAAAUCACGCGCGCGCGC